AUGAGCGAUGUGAAUCAGCUCAUAUGUGAUGGUGUUGUAUUGUUUGGCAAAUAUUAUGAGAAGCAGCUGUUGUUUGGUGCUCUUCAUGAACCCCGUAACUUAUUGUUGCAUAGUCUCUCCGGUGAACUGUUCUUCAGCCACACGAUCCACAAAGGUGCCGACGCUUACUCCACAAUCAGGACCUGUAACAUGAACACAAAACGAUGUAUUGACAUCAAAACUGUCGAAGAUGGCCGCGCAAUUGCUUACGAUCGCAACACAAGUGAGAUUUACUUCGGUGGCAGCAAAGGUAUUUACAAAUACGAUUUCAAAAGCAAAACUGCACGUCUCCACGCUGAAAAUGGUACUUCAAUUUGGAACAUGUUCAUUCAAGAUCUGUUCUACUACGUAGAUGCUUCCACAAAAAGAAUUGUAGCUAACUUAAGGGGCUACUUUCAUAUAAUACCGCUCUUUAGCGAAAUUGAAUUCGACAAUAUUUUCUUCUCCGUAUUAGAUCACAUGUACUUUUCUAACCGAACUGGAUUAUAUAAAGCUCAAUCAGUAAUAUCGCCAAUAUUUGUUCUGAACAAUACGAUGGACGUCAGACAAAUAUCCCAGGAUAUAAACGAUAACCGUCUGACGGUAUAUUUUGCUGCGAAAGACGGAUUGUACAUACAGGAUCCGUCUUUUCGAAAAAUGAUAAUGGUGGCUGCAAUCGACAAUGUAUUUGGCGUUACAUUCAGGAACAUAUCAGAUGGGACUAAAAACAAGAGUGAGAUAUUGUACUCGGACCAAGAAGCAAUAUAUAAAUUGGUUAAAAGCAGACACGGUUAUUCUUGUAUGAUGAAGUUUGAAGCUCAAAAACAGGCAGCUCGCUCGAUAAACUUAAAAAUGACGGUUGACUUAGAUUAG
Messenger RNA from Arctia plantaginis, 891 nucleotides. The record is from the annotation of a GenBank genome assembly. Lineage: Eukaryota; Metazoa; Arthropoda; Insecta; Lepidoptera; Erebidae.